Tribolium castaneum (red flour beetle) is the source of this 1201-nucleotide messenger RNA. Its product is annotated as retinol dehydrogenase 12. The transcript is spliced from 4 exons. The record is from RefSeq and is a predicted model, not a curated record. Bases 211 to 978 code for a protein of 255 amino acids. Lineage: Eukaryota; Metazoa; Arthropoda; Insecta; Coleoptera; Tenebrionidae.
UAAAAAAAGAUUAAAAAGUAUUAAAGGUUGUUCCACACCUGUUUGUGCACGUGUGGUAAUAAGAGUUAAUGAUUUCUUAUCAAAUGUUUAUUAUAAAAAUUCAGCGAAAGUGUGGGAAAAUGGAAGCCGGAUCACAUUUGUGGGUCAUUGCUCGUAGUUUAAUGUUUACUGUACUGAAAAGAGUUCAGUAAACAAUACUGAGAUACGAACAUGUUGUUUAUAAUUUUUAUAAUUAUAUUUUUAUGCACAAUUAUUAAAAUUUACUUAACACUAACGAUUGUCCGGUGUAAAAGUCAGACGUGUUUAGUUGGAAAAACAGCUCUUAUAACCGGAGCAAAUACAGGCAUCGGUUACGAGAUAGCAUUGGAUUUUGCAAAAAGAGGAGCUCGAGUGAUUUUAGCUUGCCGAAAUGAACAAAAGGCAAGAGAGGCAUGCAGGAAAAUAAUUAAUGAAACUGGAAAUGAAAAUGUAGUUGUGAAAUUAAUCGAUUUGAGUUCUUUCGCUUCAGUUAGAGCCUUUGUUGAAGAUGUAAAAAGAUCUGAAGAGCGUUUAAACAUUCUGGUAAAUAAUGCAGCGAUCCUUGAAGUUGGUCUAAAUUCCUUAACUAACGAUGGUAAUCUGUUAGUUAUGCAAGUCAAUUAUUUCUCACCUUUUCUGUUAACUGUUCUUCUAACAGAUCUAAUGAGGAAAAGUAAACCAAGUCGCAUAAUUAAUCUAACAUCGGUAAUGGCAAGAGUUGCUCACGGUUUUAAUGUCGAUAAAAUUAAUAACGUUGAAGGAACUUUGAACGAUUAUGGUAUCACGAAACUUUGUAUGAUAUUGUUUACACUGGAGUUAGCCAAAAGACUAGAUAAAAGUGGAGUCACUGCUUAUUCUGCAGAUCCGGGGUUAGUGGAUACAGAAAUUUUUAAACAAACACCAAGAUUCAUAAAUUUGCUGGCCCAGUCGUUCAAGCGUUUCUUUUUUAAGAAUUUUUAACAGACACCAGAGGAGGGAGCACAAACCCCAAUCCAUUGCUCUGUGACAAAAGGAAUCGAAGAAUGUAAUGGUGAAAACUUUAUAGAUUGCCAAAGGGUUAAAAGAUAUGCAAUUGUAGAAAACCAAGAAAUGACAAAAUUUUGGAACAUUACGGAAAUGAUUGUCUCAUUAAAGCCUGAUGAAAUAUGUUAAGUUCAUUUUUAUCAGUAAAUAUUUAAUUUAU